UUCGCGAUGAUUUCGAAUGAUUCAAUUGCAUUAGUUGUGCGUUUCAUUGAGGGGGCUGGCAUUGCAUUUGCAUGGGUUGGCGGUGGUUCGGUGGCUUGUUGAACGGGGCAUGGUUGACGCCUUGGGACCGGCACCAUUGCUUUCUUCUCAAGUUUCUUUUUUCCCCCUUACUAUUUUUAUAUUCUCCUUUCAACGGUGGUGUGGGACUUCGGGGGCAACGGACUGGAAAAUAUCAAGCAUGAUCGGCAACUGCAUAUCGAGACCGAGACGAUUACGACGAGACGGCCGCUUCUCUUCAUUCAUCGGUGGCGGAGACGAGUCCCCAUCGUGCCAUUUCCAUUUCCCCCCGACCGGUUGCGACUUUCACAAACGUGCUUGUGCAUACAAAGCAGAGGGCCUGCCUAUCAAAUCCACCAGGUUUGAUUUGUGUUUGAAGCGUUUCGGAAGAACGCAUGGUGGCAGACUCGUACGGGUGUAGUCACGAGAACCUUAGGCUCAUACGCUUGGGGUUCUGUCCCAACCUAAUGUCACCAUAUUCGCUUCUUUCCAAGCCCUCGUCAGCCAGAUGUCAAGAGCAUUUCCUUCAUGGUUUCCUUAUGGAUGUUUCGAAGUUGUUAGAUUGCAUGUUGUGGCGUACCCUUUCCUUACAUUUGAGAUUCCCGUUCACCCCAAAUU
This is a messenger RNA of Eremomyces bilateralis CBS 781.70, 675 nucleotides long. RefSeq lists its product as uncharacterized. Bases 110 to 478 code for a protein of 122 amino acids. The transcript has a single exon. NCBI's taxonomy places the organism in Eukaryota, Fungi, Ascomycota, Dothideomycetes, Eremomycetales, Eremomycetaceae. The record is from RefSeq and is a predicted model, not a curated record.